This is a messenger RNA of Poecilia reticulata (guppy), 7883 nucleotides long. RefSeq names its product zinc finger protein 516 (gene znf516). NCBI's taxonomy places the organism in Eukaryota, Metazoa, Chordata, Actinopteri, Cyprinodontiformes, Poeciliidae. Gene Ontology annotation, biological process: regulation of DNA-templated transcription. The record is from RefSeq and is a predicted model, not a curated record. Gene Ontology annotation, molecular function: RNA polymerase II cis-regulatory region sequence-specific DNA binding; DNA-binding transcription factor activity, RNA polymerase II-specific. Gene Ontology annotation, cellular component: nucleus.
AAAGACUUUAAAAAAAUUAUUAUUAAUUCGCUUAAUAUCCUACAGGUGUUUAACAAACGCAUUGUAAGCUUUUAUUUUGUUUUGUUCGUCGGUUUGUUCCUGAGCUAUGACAUUUCCGACAACCCCUGAAGGCAGCAUGGGGAAACGAUAGGAGACGAGAAACGCACAGAGAGAGAGAAACAGAAAGAGGAGAGUGACAGAGAAGAACCUGUGCUCUUCUACAGCACCGGGAGAAAGGAAUUCACCAGAGAUCACAAUUUCUUGUCCCGAUUUUUUUUUUUUUUUUCUUUUUUGACAAACUUCUUUCGGGUUUUCUCUCCUCUUUUUGUUGCUGUCAGUGUGCAAAAUACAGUGGACUCCCUAUAUCUGUGUUCGUGUAUCUCUACUGGAUCUUCACUUCUGAGGCUGUGUACAGUUUUGGUUUUGGAGAACUGCACCGGUUUGUUUUUUCAUGCGAGGUUUUUUUUAGCCGAGUGCUGCUUUAACUGGUCCUGUGAUGGAAAUUUCACUGUGACACAUGUGUGGAAAUACACUAGAAUUAAGGCUAACCGAGCCAGAACAAGGAGUACAAAAAGUGUUGUGGAUCAGCAGAACCUGAGAAAAAUCGCCUUAAUCGACAAUGACGAUCAGGACCUGAAAAAGAAACUGAUAUGUUCAGUUUUUACUUGAGCAGUGAGGUACACAGUUCACUGACUUUAUUAGUAUCUUGAGAUCUGAGUGUGGCAUUUUAGCUGACGGGACUGAUACAGAAAUAUAUCCCUAGAUGUACUUCUCUAGAUAGCAGUGAUUUCCAAUGUUUCUGAACCUGUGAACAACCAGGUACAAAAGGGGGUUUCAUCCAUACCAUGAAUCCUAGAGACAGCGUAGAGGUCAUGGAGACCCAGGAGAAGCUGACUGGCAAAAAAGCCAACACUGAAAAGGAGUUUGAAGGCGAGGAUGACAAAAUCCCAGAGGCAUACAACUGCAACAUCUGUGGACGCAGCUUCCCUUUCCUCAGCUCAUUCUCGCAGCACAUGAGACGCCACACGGGCGCACGCCCUUAUAAAUGUCCCUACUGCGACCACAGGGCAUCUCAGAAGGGCAACCUCAAAGUCCAUAUCCGCAGCCACAAACUGGGCACGCUGUCCAGCCACCACUCUAAUGAGGACGAAGAGGGCGGAGCAGAGGAGGAGGAGAUGAAGGUUUCCGAGGGUCUGGAUGGAGGCACCAGUCCAACUAAGAGCAGCUCUGCCUGCAACAAGAUGAUCAACGGGGAUGUCGGAGAGGAGAGUCGAAGGAAAAUGCCUGCGCGGAGCAUGAAAAGAGAAAAGUCUGUCAGCAACCAGCGGCCGUAUUGUUGCCGCCUUUGUGGGUAUGAGGCCCUGCGGGAAGACCAGCUCCUGAGCCACAUUGAGAAAGUCCACAUUACAGCAGACGCAGAAGAGGACACGGUCACAGUUAAGGAAGAGGUCAUUACCGAGCCUGAUACCGUCCAGCCGCAAAGCGAUGGGACGUUCCCCUGCGAGACCUGUGGCCAGGUGUUCAGCCAGGCCUGGUUUCUGAAGUCACACAUGAAGAAACACGCCGGAAUCCUUGAUCACUGCUGCCGAAUAUGUGGAAGAAGGUUCCGCGAAGCCUGGUUUCUCAAGUCGCAUAUGAAAACCCACAAUACCAGGUCCAGGUCUCGCUCCAAAGCAGAUUCGGCAGAGCCUCCCACCACUAUAAAUGACGUAGCACAGGAUCCUGACAUAACGACAACUUCUGUUACAUCUGUCUAUCAGAUGUGCUCGAAAUGUGGAAACCUUUUCCACAGCAAAGAAAGCCUGAGAGCCCACGAUAAAGUUCACAGUCCUAAUUGUGGCAGAAAAUCCCCAGUUCACUGCAGGUCUACUGAUGAUGAGGAUUCACCAGCUGCGAAGAGACGUCUCCUGGAAUACUUUAACCUACAAUGCGUUGAGGGAAAGACGCCGGGUGAAGAGGAGGACAGCGAGCAAAGAACUCUUGGUCAAAGGAUUCCAGAAUUAGAUCCAGUUUGCAGCUACCAGGCUUGGCAAUUAGCCACUAAAGGAAGAGUUGUAGAGCCAGUGGAGCCAAGUUACAAAGCUUCAUAUAGCGGAGGGAGCAUGGAGGACGAAGCCCUUACCGAUGCCGCAGUGGUUUAUGAGAAGGAGAACAGCCGUUAUGUCUUGCAAGGCCAAGAAAAACGCAGCUCAGGGAGACGCAGCAGCUCAGGGUUGGGAAGCCACACAUCUUCAGGCGACAGGACACCGGAGAGCCUCAGCGACUCAGAGUACCGCCCCUCAAGUCGACAGGACAAACGGCGACCAUCCCAGUCUUCUUCCAAAGGCAAAGAGUGCUUCGAGUGUGGCAAGAUGUUCCGCAGCCGCCAUCAGAUGAUCGUCCACCAGCGGGUUCAUAGGAAGGAUGGCGGCAGGGCACCAGUGGGAGACAAGGAAAGAACUGGAAGGGACGAUCAGUGGGGACCCACCAGUGACCCGGAGUCCGGUUGCCCCAGCAGACCCAGCACCCCAGGGUAUGGAGAUUCUCCACCUGCGUCGACGCUUGGAGAUCAGGCUUCCGAGAUGGGAACCUCGAACUCUGGGGAAAUUGCAGAUGAAAAGCCAUACAUCUGCAGCCUUUGUGACUUUGUCACCACAGAGUCGCAGGCCUACUUCACCCAUGUUCGUGUCCAACACCAGGCUGCCUCCAAAGACAGACCCAGCCCUGUCCCCAGUCCCAGCUCCAGCUCAGACAGAGGGUCUCUCAGCAGUUAUCCCAAACUUAAGAAAGCUUUUACUCCAGGGCUAAAAACCUCUCCAAAUGCUUAUCUCUCUGCUCGUCCUUCUUCAUCUGAUCCCGCCAUGAUCCCGAUGGAUUUAUGUGUGAGAGCCAAUGGGAUCAGGGGCGUAGCCUCUAUAACUUUAGAUAAAAAGAACCUCCCAAGCCAUAAGUGCUCCUUCUGCUCUCACUCCACCCGCUACCCAGAGGUGCUCUGGAUGCAUCAGACAGUGGCUCACCGCAUCAACAGCAGUAGCUCCAAUCUGGCUCCAAAAUGGGCUGUUAAGAACAACUCUAAGACUUCCAGGGACAGUACUUCGUCCUCAAAGAGACGCACCGGACCUCCACCUGUGCUGGAAGGGAAGGAAUGCCAGCCGCUCCCUCCAACCGUGCGGAGCCAGCGGACGCGGCCUCCUACCUGCACCAGUGAAACUGUAAAAAAGAGCAGGCCGGUCAGUCACGCAGUCACCCCAUCAUCAUCUUCUACACCUUGUACGCCAUCCUCAAGAAUCUCUUCAUCGGCAUCAGGCAAGCAGGUUGGGAGAGUCCCCGUUCGGCCAGUCAGCAGCAGUAGCAGUAAACGUAUGGAGGACCAAAGUCAGCGCUUCAGACCCAAGGCGGAAAUCUAUCCUCGUGUCAGCACUCGGGCACCUUCUGGCUCUUCGGAGAAGAACACUGGGAGCCGCUCUCGACUGCCUGCAUCAGGCCUCAGUUCCUCCGCAGUGUCCAGGAUGGCAGACCGCUACAUGAUGCCUCAGGAGGGUCUGGGCUUCAUGCUGACCAACCAACACAGCCUCUCAGAGUACAGCCGAGCCCGGGGCUCCCCUCAUCAACCGCUCCCCAGUUCCCAAAUCCACAGUCGGCCAAAUCCUUCAAGACCCAAUGCCAUCAACCACUGUUUGCCCACAACGCACAGCUACGGCGUCUCCCAGACACAGGGAGCCGUGGCGCAGGCCUCUUCCUCCCCCUCAUUAUCUUCAAUACCGUCAGAGAGCCGUAGGGAUGUGAAGCAAGAGCCGAUUGGAGAGACACCAGACAUGUCAACCGACGUCCUGGGCUACCUUAAGAAAUACAACCCGCACGAUCUGGCUCCUUUCUACCACCACUGGGGUGCAGCCAACUCUCUGAUGGACCCCACAGGCAUGCUGAGGUCUCUGAUGCGGCAGGGCCAGUGCUUCUGCCGCGAGUGCGGGAAGAGCUUCAGCCAGCCGAGCCACCUGCGCACGCACAUGAGGUCCCACACAGGGGAAAGGCCAUUCUGCUGCCAGCUCUGCCCAUACCGAGCAUCUCAGAAAGGGAACCUAAAGACGCACGUGCAGAGCGUCCACCACAUGCCUUUCGACAACAGCCAGUACCCCGACGCGAGGAGCUCGUCCCUGGGCCAGGAAGAGCAGAAACCAGCGGCUGCCAAACACGUACCAAAUCUCCAGUGACGCCCGACGACAGACCUUACUGUGAUUAAAUGGUCCGCAGCCUCGGCACAGACGACUCCUGAAACCCAAAAUCUGAACCUCGACUCUGGAUUGACUCGUGAUUCUGGAGGAAUGAAGGUUCUUUUAGGAUUUCUUGAUGUUUUUUUGUUUUUUUCUUUUGCGAAAAGACCUGCCAAGAUAUGUAUAAUUACGUAAAAAACACAAACAAACAAAACAAACAAAAAAAACACAAAUCAGAAAAGAAUUUCUGACGACGACAUGAAAAGACGUACAAGCUGACUGUGAGGAAAUGAAGAUUGAAAAAUCUUAAGUGUCUUCUCAGCUGGACUCAACAAAUUUUAAAUCCUCUGCAUCGUUUGGGUCAUCUUUUGGACAUGGAUGCUUGUGUCAUUUUAAGGAUUCCUGAAUCUUUUUUUUUGUUGUUGUUGUUCCUGUCAGAAUUAAGAUCCCUCUCUUGCUUUCGUGUUUGAGGUGUAAAGUUGCCAAGUGCAGCCUUAAAGAAACAAGUCAAGUGACUAUAAAGCCGGAAACAGUCAACUCAUACGGAGCUGGUUUAAUCAAAAACGGUGGAAGUACUUGAUGGCCACCGUUGUCCCUCAAACGCUCGCUUUUUGGCUUCGUUGUACGCGAGUAUGGACCAAUCGACAGCAGAAGAGGACGAAUUCAGAGGAGGACAAAUUACAAUCCGCUCACCCACAACUUCUUCACUGCGGGAAGCUGAGGAGCGCAAGCCGGCGCUUAGAAGCUGCAGAGAGGGGCGGGAUAAGAAAGGAAGAAAGAGAGAACGCUGAAGGUGAUGUGUGCUUAAGUGCUCAUUAAGAAAAAAAGAAGUAAAGAUGUGUUUUUAAUAGCCAAUACAAAUGAGCAUCCCAUUUUAAGGCCAUUCAUUUAUUGUCCAUUUAAAACGAAGAGUUUUCCUUUAUAACCUGUUCAUAAAAGAAUUUCUGGCUCUAAAUUAGACAGAGGCUUCACCGUAAAGAGUGGCAGGGAGGAGUUGGCUCCAGAUUUUAUUUCAAUGUGUGUACUUGGGGAAAAAAAGAAACUGGUACUAUUGAAAAAAACAAACAAAAAAAAACUCUCCUACAAGAUACACUUGGACUUUUCUGCAUAUUGAUCCGCAAAACGAACUGCGUGAUGGCAUCAUGGCCAUAAUCUAGUUAUGCUGGGUUUUAAAACAAAUCACAUUUUCAUCUGACGAUUUACACCAUCAGUUUGGAGAAACGCAGCGUUGAUUAAUCUGCUGGUUAUGAAUAAGACCUGACAUAACCUGUUUGGUUAUACUGGGAAGGUGACAAGUAGUGACAAUAUGUGAGCUUGUGUCAAAAGUUGUUAAAAAAAAAAGGGCAGAAAAUAUCUAAUACGGGAGAAGAACAAUCUAAAAACCAACCACCAGUGAAAGGUUUAAGCUUCUAUGGUAAAACUAUUAAAGUUCAAUCAGUCAACGUUGGUUAUUUCAGGAAACAUGGUAUUUCUGUUGUAACGGUUAAACUAGAGAUGCAGCAAUUAGUGAAAAGAUGCAUGUGAAAUUUUCAAUUUACAUAAUUUUAUACAUACAUUCAAAAUGGUUUUACCCUUCCUGGCCGGAGCAGUUAUCGAUUACUCAAAUAAGGAAGAGGGUGAAAAUGUACUCUCUUUCAAAACCUUGAAGCGCUCACUGAUACUGAAACCAGCCUACUUUGAAACUUCUUCCUUAGGUAGCAACUUCCACACCAAAGAGUGUUGUUGUUACAUCACAUAACAAAAUGUAGGAUUUUCCUACAAGCUGCUGAAUGAUGGAGGCUAAGAGUCAUCCAGUCCCGGUCAUUCAGUGCAUCUCUAUGGUAGAUACAACUCAGUACCAUCCAACCCCUACAUAAGCUGUGUUUUGUUAAAUUUUACUUUCAACCGUGCCUCAUUUGCGAAAUAUAAUAAAAAAAAGAGAAAUGAGUACUUAUAUAAGCAUGCCAAUCCGUUACCACAUGUUGAAGUUUUGAAGAGAGCCAUUCUCCAAUGCUGUCGGUCCAGUUCUGUGAAUGAUGAUGUCUACAUCUGUAUUCUGCUGAUGGGAGGUCAGCAGUCAGAGGUCAGGAGAUGAGAUUUCUUGGGACUUUGGGGAUAUAUACAUCAGGAGUUUCUGAGGGGGGGAAGGCUUAUUUUGAAGCCCUCGGAGACAUGGAGCUGUCCCAGCCUUAAUGGGGGUUAGUGUGGGUUUUAGAUCGUCACCUUUCCAAACCUUCUAUCGUCUGCAUCUCCGUCUCGAUGUUCUUUAUACUAUCCUACCUCCUUCGCAAAGAAAGCCUGUUAAAAGUUUAUCGCAAUGAAGCUGAAAUCAUUAGCUCUGCUCGCUUCUCACCCUUAAAACAACAACAAAAAAAUCCCUCACUUGAAAUCAGGCAUGCCUGGAUGAAACCAGGAAACGGCAAAAGCAGCUCCAGACUUUUUAAAGAGCCGACUUCCUGGACUGAGAAAUCGGAACUGUAAUGCUAACGAAAAGGCGUUUUGUACUCUUGUUUCAAGACGGCAGUACUUUUUACAUGCUUGUAGGUUGUCUUUUUUUGUAAUGCAUACAAUGCCAUGUGCUUGAAUUUGCCUAAUUUAUACACACGUGUGUGUGUGUGUGUGUGUGCGCGCGGGUGCGUGUGUGUGCGUGUGUCUGCGUGUGUGUACAGAAGGCGUGGGUAGUUAAAAUACUUGAAAUGGAUCCUCUAGCCUUUGGGGGUAGUAUAGUACUAAUACCAAUGUUGUACAGAAUUCCCUUUAAGAUUAACUCCUCAGAGUUUGUACUCCAAAGUGUGACUUAGAAAACUGUAAAGCAGGAGUGAGUGUGUAAAAACACAAAGUGUAUAUCUGUAACCCACUUUUACCAAACCCUUUAUAAGCAGCAGUAGAAACCAAAUGGCAUUACUAGUGCACUUAGGCUAGGUUAGCGCUUUAACUAGUAUCAUUUGUCUCCACUUACAGUUAAGAUUUCUUUGAGAAUGUCUCCCUCUUUUUUUUCUUUUUUCUUUUUCAAUUGGUGCCGGCUAACAAACUUCUGUGUCAUCCUUGAUAUAGAUGGGAGUUUUUUUUUGUUAGAAUGAUUAGAAAAAAAUAAUAAUGAAAUAAAGAUUUAUCACAUGAAGGCUGUAGAGCACAACUUUUUGUGUGUUCUCUAUGAAAAGAUGGAUAUUGCUAGCUACAGCUGUGCUUUGUUUUUUUUAAAUAAUUUUGUCAUUUUUCUUUUUUUCUUUUUAGAGCUUAUUUUCUCUAAACUGUAGAAUUUAUUCGUUAGCUAGUCAAAGCAGCCACCCCAGAGGGACUGGCAGGUGUUUCUUUUUGGUUGGGUUUUUUUUUAUUUCCAUGCCUAUUAUACUGUGUUAUUUUUGUCUGUGUUGCUGUUUUUUUUUUUUUUACUUGUUUUGGUCUAUGAUUAAUUUACCCUAGGAAACAUUAUUAUUCCAAAUGUACUUGGUUGAGAUCUGUAUUUAUUAUCACUUCAAAAACGAUGAGAGGACAGCAGCGAGACGGGGGCGUUUGUUUUCAUUUGAUUUUUCCAGGUUGGUUUUUUUCUACCGUGUAGUUUUGUUUUGUUUUGUUUGUUUUGUUUUUGAAGCCAGCAAGCCGUCGUGAAAGCUCUACCUCGUCUGAGCCAUUCUCAGUUCUGUUACACUUUUGUACAUCAUUUCAGAAAGAUGUAACGUCAUGUCCACAAUAAAGAUCAAUACACAAAUAUGA